This is a messenger RNA of Prunus armeniaca (apricot), 1173 nucleotides long. Lineage: Eukaryota; Viridiplantae; Streptophyta; Magnoliopsida; Rosales; Rosaceae. The record is from the annotation of a GenBank genome assembly.
AUGGCCCAAACCAGUCCAAACAGAAAAGUUCACGACUGGUCGAGUCUUCAUCAAGAUAUUGUCGACUCGAUCGCCAAACGACUGGUCUCUCCGGCGGAUUUGAUUGUUUUUGCCGCAGUUUGUAAAGCAUGGAGAUCAGCCGCCAUCAAAGAAUACUUUACCAGCCGAUCAACACUGAAAUCUCCAGUGCUUAUGAUCCAAGCCAAGAACAAGGAGAAGGGCACUCUCACCCCUGAAUUCUACAACAGCUCAAGGAGUACGUGGUCAAAGGGAACGUUUCACAAACUUGGUCUGCUCGCACCCAAGAAAACAAAGCAGUCUUUUUAUUCUUCUCUAGGCUGGCUGGUGGCUGUGUCUGCGGAUUUGAAGGUUGAUCUGCUGCACCCUUUAAGCCAUGACCAGAUUGAACUUCCAGAUAUUAACAAAGUCACAAACCAUCACCAGCAACAGAGCUUUUCCGGCGUGCCGUACGAGUUCAUAGCUAGUAAGUUUGUCUUGUCAUCAAGCCCUUCUUGGACGUGUGAUUAUAUAGUGACUGUUAUUUAUAGGAUUUUGGGAGGCUGGGGUUUUUGGAGACCAGGAGAAGAUGAAUGGACCAGUGUGGGGAGGAAUAUAAUGGAUCUUGCUUAUUAUAAAGGGCAGUUUUAUGCUGUGGACUUUGAUGGGAAUAUAAUGGUUUGUGAGAUUGCAGAGCCUGAGCAACCAAAAAUGAGGAUUGUUGUUCCGAAAGUGCCAAUGGAACCCAUGUGUGCUUCUGUUGAUCAAAGCCUUUAUCUGGUGGAAUCACAAGGGGCCUUGUUGGUGGUUCUGCGUCUUAGGCAAUGGUUCAGUUCAACAACUGAGUUUAGGGUUUUCAAUGUGCCAUUGGAGGGUUGUGGCAAGUGCUGGUGCCAUUGGUCGGAUUUGCAGGUAAAGAACUUGGGUGACAGUACCCUAUUUCUGGGACGCCAUAAUUCUUCCUUCUCUAUCGAAUGCAAGAAGAACAAGAACUUUGUAUGUUUGGGGAAUAGCAUUUGCUUCACGGUUGAUUUUUGUGAGUGUCUCGCACUUACCAAUGGAGAUAUGGACGCCAGUUAUUUUGUUUUCAAUAUGACAGAUGGGAAAAUGAAGCCUUGCUUGGGCAAACGCCUCAAUUUAAGAGCGCCAUAUUUAUGGAUUCAAGCACCAUUUUAA